Molecule: messenger RNA, 939 nt
Organism: Physella acuta
Lineage: Eukaryota; Metazoa; Mollusca; Gastropoda; Physidae
Product: zinc finger protein with KRAB and SCAN domains 3-like
Biological process (GO): regulation of transcription by RNA polymerase II
Molecular function (GO): DNA-binding transcription factor activity, RNA polymerase II-specific; RNA polymerase II cis-regulatory region sequence-specific DNA binding
Source: RefSeq, a predicted model, not a curated record
AUGGUGCAACAUAAGGUUUUAGAUUUUGAUGUGGAAAUUAGCCAUAUACCUGGUUCAUUUAUAAGAAGCAGCAUGGGAGAGGCAACUGGUGAUUUAGAAUUACAGUCUGAUGAGUUUAAAGAAUUUUCAAAUUCUGAAGAUGUGAAGCCACUUCUAUCUACAGAUGAUAAAACCGUUGUUACGCCAGAUUUUUCAUCUUCUACAGACACAAAGUCAGAAUGUACAACAUUUUCCUCUUUUGUUGAUGUAAAACACCAUAUGACAUUUCUAACUUCUCAAGAUAAAACAACAGGAUUUUUAAUUUUUAAAGAUAUGGAACCUGCUGUAUCAGCAGUAUGUACAAGAUCUGAAGAUUUAAAACCAGAAUUAGCAAUUUUAUCAACUAGUGAAGAUAUAAAACCAGAAUUAGAAACUUUAUCAACUGCUGAAGAUACAAAUCCAGAAUUAGAAAAUAUAUCAACUAGUGAAGAUCUAAAACAAGAAUUAGAAACUUUAUCAACUAGCGAAGAUAUAAUACCAGAAUUAGAAACUUUAUCAACCAACAAAGAUAUAAAACCAGAUUUAUGGACAAAAUUUUUAGAUUCUGAGGACAAACAACAAAAUGGACUUGAAGAAAAGCUAAAACUCUCUGAAGAUGAAACAUAUCUGUCUGUUGAUCCUCAUGAUCAUAAUGAACAGUUUUUUCAAAGAUCUAACUUGAAUAAACAAGCUCAAGUAGGGGAGAGGCCACUUGAAUGUGAUGCUAGCCAUAAAAGGUUUUCAGAUAGUUCUAGAAAAGUUCAUACUGGAGAUCAACCACAUGAAUGUGAUGUUUGUCAUAAAAAGCUUUCAUCUAGUUCUUAUUUAAGGAAACAUAGAAAAGUUCAUACUGGAGAUAAACCAUGUGAAUGUGAUGAUUGCCCGAAAUAUUUUUCUGAAAUAAAGACUCCCGACAUAUAG